Salmo salar (Atlantic salmon) is the source of this 2365-nucleotide messenger RNA. RefSeq lists its product as uncharacterized. NCBI's taxonomy places the organism in Eukaryota, Metazoa, Chordata, Actinopteri, Salmoniformes, Salmonidae. The record is from RefSeq and is a predicted model, not a curated record.
UCAACAGCUGACUAGAUAGACACAUCCCUAGUUAACUCUAAUGACUGGUUAUUGAAGUAAGCCGAGUUUGUUGCUGUGGGAAAGGAAGCGGAGGUGGUCUAUCUGGAUGACGCUCGACCCUGGUACUCAAACUGUUCAUCCGCUAAACGCGCAUCUGUCAGCGCAGUCACUGCUCGCUUUUAAGACCAACACACAUAUGAGACUAGUCUAUUACCGACAGAAUGUCGCGGAAUGUCAACUUUUUGCGAUAGUUUACAAACUAAUGUUUUGUGCAUUGUUUCACCCCUUGGUCUAAGACUGGCAUCAAGUUCAGGGUUGGUAACAGGUGUCUGGAGAGGACUGGCUGUCUGGACAACAUGGAGCUGCUACAGCAGGAGAGGACAGGAGAGACAGUCAUCAGUCAGGACAGGGUCAAGGGACAGGAAGUGACCAAGUGCCCCGUGAACCUCCCAGAGUUCCAGACCACACAGCCACAGCCACAGCCACUACCCAAUGUUUUUACCCAACAGCCACUGUCUAAUGGGAAAGCCGGGGAACACACAGAGCUCCCUGGACCCUCUGUAAGGUCUACCAGAGCUGAUGGUGAAGAUAGCGAUGACUCUAUGACGGAUCUCAACACAACUGAUGACGCGUCACAUCUCCUACCAAACAGUUUACCAUCAAACCCAUACCAACUACAGAGAGUAGAUCUUCCCAGUGGGGUCCCUGUGUCGUCCAGUCCGAAAACUUCCCCCAAGACCCUGAUCAAUGGAGAUUCCCCCUCCCCUGUCUGUACCCCUCCAUCUGCCUCUCUUAACCAGAGAGGAUGGAUCCCUCCUCAGUCCCCUGAGUCCCCAGCCUGUGAAAGACACCAUGGACACCCUAUUAAAAAACAACACCUGACAUCCACCACAAGGAGCCAGAACUCAUUGAAAGCUGACGCCACCCAGAUAAAGGAAAUAGCUGGAGAUGACUGCUGUGUACACUGUGUCCUGGCCUGUCUCUUCUGUGAGGUGCUCUCCCUGUGCUCGGUGGUGGCCCAGUGUCUGGCGUGUGGAGAAGGCUGUGAGGUGCUGUGUUGCUGUGGGGAGGGGGCUGCCGGUGGGUUAGCCUGUGGGGAGGAUGCCUGCUCUGCCCUGUUGGACUGUGGGAUACUAGAGGACUGCUGCGAGUCUUCAGACUGUCUGGAGAUCUGUCUGGAGUGUUGUUCUAUCUGCUUCCCUGUGUAGAAGAAGAAGAAUGGAGGAAGAGGAAGAAGAAGAUUGGAAUAUUUGACAGGAAAGACAGGUGGAGUGGCUCUGUGUUAAGGCCUCCUAAACGGACUGAACCUUAAUAGACAGGAACAAAUGAUCACAACCACCAUGUUGAACUCUCUUUAUUACCCUCGUCGGACGUCUUUGCUCUACACUAACAUCGAUUAAAGUUUGGGUUUUGGGUUUAUUUAAUAUCAGUGUUUAUUUUGCAAAGCCAUUAGGCCACAGCAUUAGUUUGAGGAUGAGAUGUUGUACGGAGCAGUCUGACCAAUCAGGAUGAGAUGUUGUACUGAGCAGUCUGACCAAUCAGGAUAGGAUGAGAUGUUGUACUGAGCAGUCUGACCAAUCAGGAUGAGGAUGAGAUGUUGUACUGAGCAGUCUGACCAAUCAGGAUGAGAUGUUGUACUGAGCAGUCUGACCAAUCAGGAUGAGGUUGAGAUGUUGUACUGAGCAGUCUGACCAAUCAGGAUGAGAUGUUGUACUGAGCAGUCUGACCAAUCAGGAUGAGAUGUUGUACUGAGCAGUCUGACCAAUCAGGAUGAGAUGUUGUACUGAGCAGUCUGACCAGUCGUAAAAUUGUAUUAAUUCUCAAAAAUGGAAGGUUUUUUUAAUAGCAAGCUAGAACUAAAGGAUAAAUCCUAUGAAAGCUGAAGAAGGAAUGACAAGUCAAUGUUGAGGAAGUAAUGGGAUGGCUGUAGAUCACGACAGUUAACCGUACAGCGAUACAGAUGGAGGAUCUUCAUUUGAGCCAGUUUGCUACAGCAGGAAAUGAAUCCUGCAGCAACAGGAAAUGGGAAUUAUUAUCUGGAUUAUAAUUAAUGGACGUUUUUUGUUGUUGUAGGGGUUGAUACAGUAUUCGUAAGGGAAAAUCAAGUCUGUAAUUUCAUAGUGGAAAUUACAAUCUUUAUAAGCUUUUUUAAAAAAUCUCAAAUACAGCAUCUGUAUUUUUUUGUUUUUUUACAAUAUGAGAUUUAACAUUGGUUUAUAAGAUAUGUUUUUACAAUAUGAGAUUUAACAUUGGUUUAUAAGAUAUGUUUUUACAAUAUGAGAUUUAACAUUGGUUUAUAAGCAUCUUGUGCCACUUGCCUCUGUCUGGACUAGUACACACUAUACGUCAUCUAUGUGAAAAUUAA